Molecule: messenger RNA, 2023 nt
Organism: Pararge aegeria (speckled wood butterfly)
Lineage: Eukaryota; Metazoa; Arthropoda; Insecta; Lepidoptera; Nymphalidae
Product: zinc metalloproteinase nas-8-like
Exons: 6
Coding region: 1-1830 (609 amino acids)
Biological process (GO): proteolysis
Molecular function (GO): metalloendopeptidase activity; zinc ion binding
Source: RefSeq, a predicted model, not a curated record
AUGAAGUGGCCUAGUUACGUUGUUAUUUGCCAUGUGUGUGUGCUUAAGUGUUUUGCGAUGUCGCUAAACGAACUGGAGGAUUUUAGCAAUUUCCUUAGACAAACUUCUCAAUUGGAUCAAAAUGUAAAAAGUAACAUACCGAAUGACGAAUUUGAUGAAGAUGAGCCCGUAAUGGAGAAUGCAUGGGAAACAAGUGGAAAAUUCGAAGGUGACCUGGUUUUAAAUGAGCGGCAAAGAAGAAUGAUUCUAACUAACGUUGCAGAGGGUUUGGCAAGAAAUGGGUUGACCGACAGCACAAAACGGUGGCCCAACAAUGAGGUUGUAUAUUUUAUACAGCCCGACCAUUUUAAUAGUGCUCAAACAGAAGCAAUCCAAACAGGCAUAGCUGAUUUGGCCCGCGUCUCUUGCGUCAAGUUUAGACCGUAUGAAAAAGGCGAUAAAGAUGCCGUUGUUAUACAGGGUAGCAGGCGUGGAUGUUUUUCACAAGUUGGUUACCAAGGAGGCUAUCAAGUUUUGAAUCUCUCUCGUCGCCAUCCAGCAGGACGUGGCUGUUUUCGUCACGGAACUGUAGUACAUGAACUGUUACAUACACUCGGUUUCUACCAUAUGCAAAGCAGUCCUGAUAGAGACGACUACAUUGAUGUAUUGUGGGAAAAUAUUAUUAAACCUGCACGACACAACUUUCGGAAGUACAAUUCGUUAGCGGUUUCCGAUUUUGGCGUGGGUUACGACUAUGAAAGUGUCCUGCAUUAUAGUCGCAGAGCUUUCUCUUCAAAUGGCCAAGAUACUUUAAUACCUAAAAAGAUUGGUGCGAAAAUUGGACAAAGGAUAGGUCUUUCUGGAAAAGACGUCCAAAAGCUUAACAAAAUGUAUUGCGAUGCAGAUACAGAUCUUUUGAUUGAAGACAGUAGUGAUACUCCAGAUGAAUCAGCGAAACCAAAGGCUGCAAAAAAUAAGCCAUUUGAGGGUCAUGGUUUAGGAUACCAACAAGGUAAAAUAGUGAUAAUAAGAUUGCCAAGGCCCGAAACCACACAGAUGCCAGAUUUACCUCAAUUUCCUGUGUUUGAUUAUUUUAGUAAAACGACGCAAGAACUGCCGCCGGCGCUUGUUCAAGGAGUUGGAAUUGGAAAAAAAAUGAACCAUUACAAUUAUGUAUCACCAGAUUCUUCAAAUGAGGAGGAGUAUGUAAAAUCCAAUACAGAAGAACAAUUCGAUAAUAAAGACGUUAGGGCACUUAAACCUUACGACGAUACAAAUGAAGAGGAAGACGUAUCUUCAGACACACAGGACGAAAAUUUAACAGAAGAUUUAAUUCGUAUUUUAUCGGACAUAGAAAAAAUACAAGAAAAUCAAAUUCGACUACCCGAAGAAUAUGAUAACAGCGAUCCAAGAAUGCGAUUACUAAAGGAAUCAGAAGAGAAGAAAUUUAAUUCAUUUUUGGUUUCACCCUUGAUAAAUGAUAAUAUAAAAAAUGUAAAUAGCUACAUAGUUAACGGCCCGCCAUCGCUAGAUCUUAAUCAUAAAUUAGAUAAAGAAAAACAGUACAACCAGAGGGAACCUGACGAACAAGACUCUUUUCAAAAUCAGCCUUUAGAAAUAAGACUUACAGAUAAAAAUUUACCUGAUAGCAGGAUCUGGUAUAGAAAAGACACAAAACCAAAGCAUGCUAAUGUUGGUAGUUCCCAUUUUUAUCCUCAGAUUGACCACGAGCAAGUUAACUAUUCGUAUUUUGAUAAAGUUCCUAAAUUCGAAAAAUGGUUCAAUAGUGAUCAGCCUAAACACGAAUCUUACAGAGAUCGAAACCCGACUACACAAAAAUACUAUAGAUGAUAUUUAAUUUAUUUAAGUAGGAAAAUAUGUUAUGUAGGAAAUUGAUUCCAAUUCUGAUUUACGUUAGACCCUAAACUAAAGUCUGACUUAAUUACAUGCAGAAAACUGUCGUAACGUGGAUUACUGAUUUUUAUGGGCAAAAAACCGGCAAAGACUAGUGAAAUUAGUGCAUCGAUGGUUCCGUGUUCUAGAA